This is a messenger RNA of Volvox carteri f. nagariensis, 1331 nucleotides long. RefSeq lists its product as uncharacterized. Gene Ontology annotation, cellular component: cytoplasm. The annotation marks the transcript as partial. The record is from RefSeq and is a predicted model, not a curated record. The transcript is spliced from 7 exons. Gene Ontology annotation, biological process: tRNA methylation. Gene Ontology annotation, molecular function: tRNA methyltransferase activity. NCBI's taxonomy places the organism in Eukaryota, Viridiplantae, Chlorophyta, Chlorophyceae, Chlamydomonadales, Volvocaceae.
CUGAACUCAUAAACGAGGUUCGAGCCAGUUUUGAAGCCCAAAAGCAUGUCACCGACCUGCAGGCCAUUAAGUUCCAUUUGAGUGAAGGCAGGAAGCGUCUGGAGCAGCUGCAGUCAAUCAAACAACCAGCAAAUCAGUCAGGCAGCCAGUCGACCCGUCAGUCAGCCAGUCAGAUGGUCCUAGAUGCGUUUCAGCAGCGCAAGGCGGUGGUGCUGGCGGGACUGCAGGCGGACUGCGGUGACAAGUCCCGCAAGGGCAGUGUGGAUGCGCCUGUGGCGGUCCUGGUGUCCCGCAUCAACUCCCACCCCGCCGUUUACACGACCAGCAGCUGCUCCGGGCGGAUCACCGUGUUCGGGGAGCCCACGUCGGAGACCCGGGCGGGGGGCAAGAAGGGCGGGGAGUGGGUGUAUGCCAGCCAUGAUCCCGCAGACGCGCAGGACGUGAUAUCAGCGAUUCACGCCCGCUGCGUGUCAGGCGCCCGACUGGUGCUCCGGUUCGAGCCCUUCAUCCUGGCCUUGGAGGCCAGCAGCGCGGCAAUGGGUCAGCAGGUCUUAGCGGCCGCCCGCGCCGCUGGCUUCAGGGAAAGCGGACUGACCCUUGGGUCAGGGGGGAGGCGGGUCAUGGUGGGAGUGCGGUGCUCUCUGCGGCUGGAGGUACCCGUCGCCGACGCGGGUGCCGUACUCGUGCCGGACACCUACUUAACGUACCUGGUGGGCCUUGCGAACGACAAGUUCCAACAGAAUCUGGAUCGCAUUCGUCGAUUUGAACAGGAGCUGUUCCUGGCUUUAGGGAACCCGGCGGCUGCGGCAGCUGACGGCGGCGACGCUGAGGCCGGUACGGUACGGCAGUCAGUGGCGCAGGCGGCGCUCCGACAGCCGCCAACCGCAUCUGCGGACCCGGGGACCAUGACGGCGGCGCCGAGCGCCGUAACGAACAGCGACGCGGGAGCCAUGACGGUGGCGGCGGCGCCAGCACGGCGGCGGCGUGGCAACGCUCCUGCCGGCGCCGGCGGCACCAUCCCGGACGCUGCAUUGAAAGCCUUGAAGAGGCGCCAGGCCCAAGUUCUGGGUCGCAUCCGAGCCCUGGAACUCCGCCUUCAGGUAAAGAGCUGGGGGCGUCAAGAGCCAGAACCCGGACCCGGCAGCAGCAGCAGCAGCAGUGGGGUCGCGGGUACACAAGGUACUAACAACCGCCGCGUCGCCACCGCUGGCGCUGGCUCUGCGGGUGCCAUGGAGCUUUCCCUGGAGUCGCCCGGUGCCCCCGGUUCUACGUGUCUGAGUCUGGGAGGGGCUCUGCGGUGGCGUCCGGUGGCUUCCGUGUCCCCUGGGCAG